Messenger RNA from Stegastes partitus (bicolor damselfish), 2260 nucleotides. RefSeq names its product SHH signaling and ciliogenesis regulator sdccag8 (gene sdccag8). The transcript has 18 exons. Gene Ontology annotation, biological process: establishment of cell polarity; centrosome cycle; neuron migration. The record is from RefSeq and is a predicted model, not a curated record. Gene Ontology annotation, cellular component: centriole; centrosome. NCBI's taxonomy places the organism in Eukaryota, Metazoa, Chordata, Actinopteri, Pomacentridae. The coding region runs from base 89 to 2203 and encodes 704 amino acids.
GGAUAUGAUGGCUGCUGUUGUGGUUGUUGUGCGUAGCUUAGCAUGUUUGAUCAGUAACAUAAUGUGAUUUAACGAAGGUUUUCCAUCAAUGAAACCGUUGGACUCGGACGAAGAGGAGGCGGAGCAGCUGGAGGCGAAGCACAAGGAGCUGCGGCAACGAGCCAACCAGAGCUUCCAGCAGCUGAGCAGUGCUCUGGAGCAGCUGAGCCCUGAUGGAGCGGAGGUGGAGGGGGUCAGAGGAGGUGAUGGCAACUUCUUCACGACCGUGUCUGAAGAGGACAGGGCUGCAUGGAGCCACAAGACGCAGAGCGAAGCAGUUAAUCAGCUGAAGAGUCUUCUACUGAAGCAGUGCAGAGAAAUCCCUCCUCCUCUCACUCCUUCAGAGAAACCAUCCAAGAAAGUACAGCAGGAGGGAAGGUCCAGUUUGCCGGCCUUUCAGGAUUUGGUCCCAAUGAUUCACAACCAGUCAGAGUACAUCCAGCACCUGGAAGCUGAGGUCAAAUUCUGCAAGGAAGAGCUGCAGGGGAUGAAACAGCGGAUCAGAGUGGUGGUGGUGGAAAAUGAGAAGCUGCAUUCAGAGCUCAAAUUCAAAGCUGUGGAUGAAUCUCUGAGAGAUUACACAAUCCGAAACUCUACGGUAAAUGAGAGUGUGGUCAACAGCCACCUAGCCUCCAACACAGACCACAGUGUGCUGCAGAGAGCAGAGCACAACACAUGGAAAAAUGAGCUGGAGCAAUUGAAAGUGAUCUACCAGGCCCAGAUUGAAAGCUUGGAGGCUCAGGUGAUCUCCCUCAGGAAGAAUCUGUCAGUCAGUCAGAAGGAGUGUGAGGAGGUGAAGGUCCGUCUGAGACACAGAGAGAAACAGGCUGCAGAUGCACUGAGGGCUGAUGGAGGUCCCCGUGUGGCUGGAUUGUGUAUGAAGUGUGCGCAGCAUGAAGCUGUGCUGGCUGGGACUCACACAAAUCUGCAUGUCCAGGCUAUUGACAGGCUCACAAAAGAGCGUGAUGAGUUACUGGUGGCUCUGCGUGCUGUGAGGACGAGUCAGCAAGAGGCACAACAGAGGGAGUGGUCAGCCUGUCUCCAGGUCAAACAGGCUGUGGAGAUGGCAGAAGAGGCAAAUCUGCACAAAGCAAGGGCGGAAGUGCAGUGUGAGCAGUUAUCCAGGGAGCUGGCUCGGCAGAGGGAACAGCUCGACCGAGAAGCUCACGCUAUGCAGGAGAGGCUGGCUGAAGCCCGAGAGGAGGGCCGGGCUGGGUCUCGUAAACAAAAAGAGGAGCUGGCACAUACAGUGUCUAGCCUCUCCCAGCGUGUAGCUGAGUUGGAAGGACAGCUCGACAGAGCUCACAGAGACAAGAGUUCACUGACCAAUCAGCUGGAAGACACUCUCCACAAACUAACCAGUCAGGAGCAAGACAACACACAGGUAUGUGUGGAUCUGCGAUAUCAGCUCAGCCAGGCCAAACUGAAGAAAGAGGAGGCAGAGAGAGAUCUCAGAGAGCUCAAAGCCAAGACUAGCAGACAGAUGGAAAAGGCUGCACAGGAAGUGGAAAGGCUGAGCUCAGAGCUGGUUGGCUGUCGGCAGCAUCUGGAGGCGGUCCAAAAGGAUGGGAGCCAAUGGCAGGCCGAAGCCCUGAGCCUAGCAGAACAGCUGGCAAAUGCCCAGCGCCAACUGCACCUCACCAGACAGGACAGAGAGAGUGCAGAACGGGCUCACGACGAGGAAAUGGCGUCUGCGACCCUUUCAGCGCGGGAAAGAGAGCGAGAGCUGAGUGUGAUGCUGCAGCAAACGGAGGCUCGACACCUGCAAAGAGUUGGAGAGUUGGAUGGUCUCCUGAGUUCCCAGAAUUCCCUGAUCAGGAAGCUAAAGGACGAGUGCUGCAAACUCGGGGCCAAACUGGAAGAUCUGACAGAAAACAGCAGAAGUGAGCUGGAACAGCUGGCGUUGGAGAAGCAUCACUUGGAGGAGACCGUGAAGAGUCUGAGAGCUCGUUGCUCCAACAUGGAGGAACAGUGUGUCCAGCACGGCCGCAUGCACCAACGCAUGAAGGACAGGCUGCAGCAGUUGGACCGUCACUGUCAGAGCAGCGCCCAGCAGGUGUGUGAGCUGCUGGUCAAACAGAACCAGCUGAUGCAGGAGAGAAACACACUCAGCGAGGAGAUGCAGAACCUACGCAUCGAGCUGCCCAACGCUUUGCCCACAUGAGCGAGUCUGUCCGGACUGCUGGCUCUUCUUCAUCCUCUGGAUCUGGACGUUGCUACU